AUGGAGGAUCCCUGGAGUUCCCCCUGGGCCACGGAUACUCCGGCACCUCCGACAAUCGACCUGCCUUCCGAGCCUCAGCAAGCGCAUUAUGGCAAUUCACCCCGCAAGUCGUCGCGAUCGCCCUCACCAUGGGGUCGAGGUAUUGAUAUCGGUAUGGAUGACUGGGGAGGGUGGAACGAGCCACCAGGCGGCAAAGCCAGCCCGUGUUGGGGGAACAGUCCGAAUUUAAAGCCAUUAGGGAGCGGUACGGGCGUAAUGCUAGACCCAUGGGCGCUCGCGGUGACCGAUGAUAAGGAAGGGAUCAAGGAAUCUGACUCCGCCAUUGGUUUGGGGGAUGAUGGGCGGGCGGAUGGACACGAUAACUUGACAAGGCACAGUGAGGGAAAUGGUGUCUGGGGGAAGGAGCAUAUCGAGUCGAAUCAGGAAGAUGCUGCGGUGCCGAGUCAUUCUGUAUACAUGGAACCUACGAGAUUGCUUGGCGAAAAGCAGGCAUCCAAGGUGCAAGAGUUGGUGGAAAUGUACGAUGGCAUGGCAAAGACAUUGAGUGUGGAGGCGACGAGGACAGAAACGGUGACAACAAAAGAUACACAGGUCACUGAAGCCAAGGUUUCGGACCAUGUGGAUGAUGGAUUAGUCCCGGAUGCCCCAAUACCGCCUGCAACGACAUCUACCCGUCCGAUGGGCAAUGACGAAAUGGCCCCAGUAGCGGACAAAUGCGAAGCCGGACCUGUUGAUCUGAAUCCGAAGACCGAGGAGUCAGGUCCUGAUUUGCAAACUGCAUCUGAGCUUGGCAACGGCGGAGUAACAAGCGAAGUGGUUCUUGUCCCAGAGAAAGAUGCAAAGCCAGAUCAAAUGACACAGCACCACGGCUCGACCCCGCCAACCGACGAAGCAACUGAAAAUAAUACCCUAUCACACAAUCCAGGGACAUCAAUACCGUACCCUAUCGACUUUUCCAGUCUCAAUAUUCUAUUUCCCAACACACAAGCGGCCGCCAACACUCCCGAAGAGCUUCCCGAGUCCAUCAUUAAAGAGUCGUUCACCUCUGUAUCACAGCGGAAAGCCUGGUAUCGCAUAUCCCGGUUCGGCUCUAUACGGAAACACAACGGCGGCGACGACGACAACUACGUCAGGGUGGCGUGGAAGAAUUCAACCAUUCGCAAAGACACAUUGGACACGGUCCGCCGAUGGAUGGAAGAGGACAGAAUCGGGGGAAGAGUGGUUUUAGGACGAAGAUUGGGCCACGGAGGGGGCAGCAUGUUUAAUUGGGAUUCCGAAGCACCACCCGUCGAGAUUGGUGAGCUGUUAGCCAGGAAAAAGCAGAAGCCAAAAGGACAUGCCCAGCAGUUUUCGGCUACCCUAGCGGGGACUGUCACAUCGCCGAUAAUUGCAUCGUUUGGAUGGAGCAGCAGUGUGCCAUCGUCGCCCGCAACGGAGAGGAUUUCUUCUGAGUGGCAUGCGAAGUCGUCUCGACUGCCUGAGACGACGGUGAGGGACAGGGCGGAGGACAAGCAAGUAUCAGCGGACAUGCCUGAACCUCACCAAAGUCCGAAACCGUCAGCAGCCCAGGUGGUAUCAUCUGCCUUGGCACCGAUACCUGUAUCGCAGGACGAAGAUGACGAUUGGGGGGAUAUGGUGUCUUGUCCAACUUUGGAAUCUACUGCCGCGUUGGAUACAGCCUCUCAUAUCGAGGCGGCAUACCCCCCGACCCUGGAACCCGACGCGGAGGCGUCCAUUCCGAAGGCGAACGAACCGGUGCAUGCUUCAAAUGCCCUGACAGAGGAACCAGACCCCUGGGGAGGCUUGGAGUUCUUUGGCGGCAAUUCGACGGGACAAACUUCACAGCCCAUGCCAUUGGCACAAGAAGACACCGCAGCGUUAUUACCUGCACCCGAAAACGCCUCCAUGCCAGCCCCCCUUGGGCAAACUAGAGAGGAUGAAUCCAUUCACACGCCGUUGCAGUUUUCAAGUUCCACAUCUUCAAGACCAGCGAGCAUUGAAUCUGCGACUUUGAACCCCCAGGAUGACGAGGCAGUGACCACUAUUCUGGCUGGACUGCCAGACUUGUCAUAUAUGAUGAGAUAA
Molecule: messenger RNA, 2085 nt
Organism: Metarhizium brunneum ARSEF 3297
Lineage: Eukaryota; Fungi; Ascomycota; Sordariomycetes; Hypocreales; Clavicipitaceae
Source: RefSeq, a predicted model, not a curated record